CAGUUGUUGAGAAAAAUGCAUACAAAGUCGUGUCCACAUUCACUGGAAUCUCAACUGAAACUGUUUCAUUCAAAACAUACACAAAACGCGGCACUGAUGGAUUUAAAAUCGUUGUUGAAAAGUAAAGUAAAACCAGUGUCACGAGAAGAAUUAAUUCAAACCGAAGAUGAAUACUUUAAAAUGUACCUUGAAGAAUGGGGAAAAAAACAGGAGCCAUGCGACGGCAUUCCAAAAUUCUUUAACAAACUACCAAAAGAACACGAAACUCUAAGAAGAAAACUUCGUGAUGAAAGUCGAUCUAAUCAAUUAAGUCGAAAAAAUCACGAGUCAGUACAUGAUAGUGAACUUCGAGAUCUGUGGGUUCUUUUGGAGGAACACCAGUCAUUGCCAGAUGAAUUGAUAACAUAUUCGGAUUUUCAAAAGGUCUCAGCGUUACUAGGUCCCAAAGUCAAGCGUUACUUCACACCCAGUGUCUUCGCCCGGUUGCAACAAGGAGACCCCCAGGGCCGAAUAUCCAGUAUGUCAAUAUUUAAUUAUAUUAUGAAAAAACAUUGGUUGCAACAAACAAGAGUAGGUUUUUCUGUAUAUGAUGUAACAGGGCAGGGGUAUUUGAGUGAGUCUGAUUUAGGAAACUACAUAACAGAGUUGUUACCCACUUUACCUCAAUUGGAAGGCUUGGAAAAAUCAUUUCACAGUUUUUAUGUGUGUACUGCUGUCAGAAAGUUUUUCUUUUUUUUGGAUGUACUGGGGUCAGGCAGAAUACGGAUUUUGGAUAUACUUGCGUCUUCAUUUUUAGAUGACUUGCUGGAUUUAAGGCUGGAAGAAUUGAGUAAAGAAUUACAAGAACAAAACUGGUUCAGUGCCCCAUCAGCUCUUCGAAUAUAUGGACACUAUCUAAAUUUGGAUCGAGAUCACAAUGGAAUGUUAAGUAAAUCAGAACUUGCAGGCUAUGGUACUGGUUCAUUAACACAACCAUUUUUGGAUAGGGUGUUCCAAACUUGCCUUACAUAUGGAGGAGAAAUGGAUUACAAGACUUAUUUAGAUUUAGUACUUGCUUUAGAAAAUAGAUCUGAGCCACAAGCACUAGCUUUCCUGUUCAGAAUUUUGGAUAUUAAGGGAUGUGGCUAUUUAGAUGCCUUUACAUUGCACUUUUUCUUCAGAGCAAUCCAAGACCAACUAAAGGCUCAUGGUGCUGAACCUGUUUCAUUUGAAGAUGUGAAAGAUGAGCUGUUUGAUAUGGUGAAGCCUGAACAUCCAGAUAGGAUUACUUUGAGUGAUUUGCAAAACUGUGGACAGGGUGAAACUUUUGUCAGUAUAUUAAUUGAAUUCCAUGGUUUUUGGAAUCAUGAAAAUAGAGAGGCAGUCUCAUCAGAACCUUCACAAGAUUAAAAUCACGUCGAUGCACUAUGUAUGUUAUACAGCAAAAAGUCUGGUCAUUCCCUGAAACCAUAUAAUUUAAUGAAUAUUCACUUGUUUGAUUAACAUUAUUUAUAACAUUAUUUCAGUAAAUGAUUCUUUAAUUUACAUUGAACACUGUAAACGGUAAUUCGAGUUAUUGUUACCCUAUUCAGUGUACUGUAAUUUAACUAUUUGGUGAAACCUUUUAAAGUGUUUAAUAUUAAACAUCUUAAAACGUUUCACCAAAUGGUAAAAAAACAGUAUAUCAAACAGUGUAAGGGAUGUAUACUCGCUUUAUCGUUUACAGCGUUUGUCGGAAAUUAAACAGUUAUUCCCUGAAAUGAUGUACAAUUUCAAUCAAACUGUAAACAUUCUUUAAAUUAUAGUGUUUACAUGAUUGUAUACAAGGAAUUACUAACAUUUCUGCCGAAUAACAAGUUACACCGAUUUCCUAUGUGAUAUUUACACAUUUUAAAUAAAAAAAAAAAUAAA
Molecule: messenger RNA, 1890 nt
Organism: Aethina tumida (small hive beetle)
Lineage: Eukaryota; Metazoa; Arthropoda; Insecta; Coleoptera; Nitidulidae
Product: serine/threonine-protein phosphatase 2A regulatory subunit B'' subunit gamma-like
Exons: 2
Coding region: 16-1389 (457 amino acids)
Biological process (GO): T cell homeostasis; B cell homeostasis; regulation of dephosphorylation
Cellular component (GO): centrosome; spindle
Source: RefSeq, a predicted model, not a curated record